AUGUCGAACGAAUUAGUUGUCAUCGCUCGCCUUCUCACUCCUGGCGGAGAAGUCCGCGACCAGGUCAUCGAACGCCUCAAGAAAAUUGCCCAAGAAGCCCACGACGCAGAGCCCAGCACCACCGUUUACGCGAUUUUGGUCCCCCGAGAGGAUGACGGAACAACAAUCUUCGUCGCUGAAUGGUACAAAGACCAGGCAGCGUUUGAUUUGCACAUGAAAUCGCAGUCGGUCAAGGAGAUUCUGGACUGGGCACCGUCGAUUCCCUUCUUCGCGACGAACCCCCCUCACCUGACUCUACAGCCCGUGUCCAAGGAGUUCUCCUUCUCCAGGCCUACGGCAGGCACUCACUCCGAUCCGCACGUAAUUAUCGCCGAACUCGACUACGUUCCUGGCGGUGUCGAGACUUCAACUCCUUAUUGGAAGGCUGUUGUUGAUACGGGCAGAGAUAAGGAGGACGGGACAUUACUGUAUGGGCUCUUGAAGGACCCCAGUGCGGAGAACAAGCUGUACACGUUCGAGGCGUACGAAAGCCCUGAGUACUUGAAGUCGGUCCAUGUGCCGAGUGAUGCCGUCUCAGAAAACAUCAAGAACACUAAGCAUUUGAGAACGGGGCUGAAGCACAAUGUCUUGAAAGUGAUUGGAGGCUACUUGUAUAAGGAGUAA
This is a messenger RNA of Clonostachys rhizophaga, 663 nucleotides long. The record is from the annotation of a GenBank genome assembly. Lineage: Eukaryota; Fungi; Ascomycota; Sordariomycetes; Hypocreales; Bionectriaceae.